This is a messenger RNA of Saccostrea cuccullata (small rock oyster), 6127 nucleotides long. RefSeq lists its product as uncharacterized. NCBI's taxonomy places the organism in Eukaryota, Metazoa, Mollusca, Bivalvia, Ostreida, Ostreidae. The record is from RefSeq and is a predicted model, not a curated record. The coding region runs from base 110 to 5950 and encodes 1946 amino acids. The transcript is spliced from 10 exons. Gene Ontology annotation, cellular component: nucleus. Gene Ontology annotation, molecular function: DNA-binding transcription factor activity, RNA polymerase II-specific; zinc ion binding; sequence-specific DNA binding. Gene Ontology annotation, biological process: regulation of transcription by RNA polymerase II.
CAAUGGGUCUGCGCGGGCAGAGUCUUUACUUUUGCUUUCCAAAUCCAUCAAAUGCAUGCAUUUGUCAAAGAGAUUGCUAAACUGAGUCCCUAUAGUUAGUUGGACAGUCAUGAGUGAAGGAAGCAAACUGCAAAAAGUCCAAGUCUUGGAGGAAGGAUGGAAGAAACAGGCAGAAAAACUGUGUAGAGAAUUCCAGACAAUGGGUGGUGAAAUGAUCAUCGUGGCCAGACAACCAAGCAGACAGCUGUUUGCCUGCUGUACCUCUAAUGCAGAAAAAGGCAUGGUGAAAAAUUUUAGCACCUUCAAAGAAUGCCUGCCACUUCCACAAAGUUUAGUGAAGAUAGCACCUGGGGCAGCUAAUAAGAGUAAAACAAAUGAUGAUAAAGCAAAAAUAACAACUGAAACUCAAAUGGAGAAAGGAAAGAAACUUGUCGCUACAACAUCUGGUUUAGUGAAGAUAACUCCUGAGGCAGCAAAUCAGAGUAAAACAAAUGAUGUCAAAGCAAAAAUAACAACUAGAUCUCAAGUCGAGAAAGGAAAGAAAAUCAUUGCCAUAAUAUCCGACAAACAGGAAAAUACUUCCAUAAGUAAUACAAAAUUUGUGAAGAUAACUCCUGGGGCAGCGAAUAAGAGUACUAAAUUAAAUAAUGAAAAAGCAAAAAUAACAACUGAAACUCAAAUGGAGAAAGGAAAGAAACUCAUCGCUACAACAUCGGACAAACAGGAAAACAGAAACCCAGAAACUUCCAUAAGUAAGACAACUAAAGAAUCACUCAAAAGGAAAAUUCUUACAGGUGAAAAAAUAAGUGAGAAAAGUGAGCAAGAAGAUGAAAUAUUUUGCGAUCUGGAUUUAGAAGUCACGGAGGAGCCAGGACCAGAGGAAGUGUCUGAGAAACAGGACAAAACAAAUAACAAAACAGAAACCAGUAAGAAACCCAAGACUUCAAACGCAGCAGGAAAGGAUAUAAAGAUUUCUCUUGCUAUAAACAAGCCUGUUUUAAGAGCAUCUCUAGCACAGUCUUCUGAGAAAUCUUCUGAUAAGGGCAAUGAAAGAAUUUCUCCAAAUGCAGCAGAGAUCAAAAGCAAUCAGACAAACAAGCCUUCAAUUUUAUCAAGAAAAUCUCAUACACCUAAAUCCGAGGCUGUUCCUAAAUGCCAAGCAUCUGAUAUUGUCCUUCAGUUUUCUGUUCCUCCGUCACAAAGUCAAAGCACCAGUACAGGUUCAGGUUCUGUGAGCAGUAAACCUGGGUCCCAGACAAACACUGUCAGCUCUAAGAUUGUCUUGCCUGUAUUUCUGUCUAGUAAAGAGGCAGUGAUUUCUAGUGGAGUGACAGGGAAAGACAGUGGUAACAGUUCUGCUCUAACACUGACAACAUCCAGUGCUGGGAGCCCUUUGGUUAGUAACCUUGCUUCUCAUGUUCAAAAAGAGAACUCUUCAGAACUGAAGAGCAAAGAAGCCCAAGCCAAAGGAGCUCCUCAGAAAGAAACCUUGAAUAUGGUUUUGGUCAGGGAUUCGAAUCAACAACUUUGUCUUGUCCCACAACCAUCAAAAGAUGGAAAAGUUCAGCUAGUAGGAAAUCAGGUGUCCAUCCCACUUACAUCAAGUCAAGCACAGUCAGCAAACAACACAAGUUCUACUCCCUUACAGUCAGGAUUUGUUUUGGUACCAUCAAGUCUGACAAGCUCUGGUAGCACUACUGUGGCACCAAGGAAGGCUACCACAACACCACAAAAGAUUCUACCAAAGGGUGAUAAAACUACUGCACAGAAUAACCAAACCACCAAAGAUUUGAAUGAUACACCAACAACCAUCCCCACUUCCUUGCCUAAGGUGUUUAUUUUAGCAGCACCCAACUCCAUGUCAUCUGCCUUAAAAAGCAAUAGGACUGGUUAUAUUGUCCCAAUGCCAGCCACACCCAAUCCCGCGGUGUCCCAGGCAGGGGCUGCCGCAGCAUUGCUCUCUAACGGCACAGAGGCCUCCACUGCCACUCCUAAAGACCAGACAAAUUCAACAUCUCAGCUUCAAUUUGUCGAUAAAGAAACGGACGAUCCAGAGGAGGAAGCUGAACAGAAUGUCAGCCAGGAAGGAGCUUCACCAAAGUCGCAAGACAAGGAAAAGGCUUCAGUUUCAACAAAAAAGACAAACAAAGUAUCUGUUGCAAAGAGUCCUUUUGUGAGGGUUGGCAAUAGUAUGUAUCGACUUGUAGUGAUGAAUGGACAGCAAUUCCUUGUCCCAGUUCAACAACUGAUGCGUUAUGGACAGAAAAUGACGACGACCUCAACUGAUCAUAAGAAAACAAAACUACCUAAAUCUAAGAAAAGAAAACGUGAAGAAGGAAAGGACUCAGACUCCGGAAAAAAACAGAAAACAUCCCAUGCACCAUCGUCAAAGAAUCCAACAAAUGUUCCUGUAGAAAAAUUUGUAGAAUCAGAGAGUGAUCCAGAGGAAGAAGAUCUGUCUGAGAUUAAUGAGAUGAUAGAAAGGAGGUCGAAAUUCAAUGAAUCAGGACAACCAAGCCCCUCUCAAGGACCAGUAGAUAAACCGAAAUCUGGAGAUGAAACCCAGGCACAUGAAAACGAGCAAGGAGAUUCCACAACACCCAAACCCAACUUGAAUGAUGCACAGGAUAAAGAGCAGGGAUUUUCCACAAACCCACAACCUAUUGUCUUGAAACAGGAGAAUGAGAAUGGAUUUUCCACAGACCCACAACCUGAGCCAAGUAUUAUUCCGAAACAAGAAAAUGAGCAUGGAUCAUCCGAAAACUCACAAGAGAACCCACCUGCCAUCCAACAACAGGCCAGUGACCAUGGAUAUUCUGUUCAACAAGAAGACAUCCCCCCAGCUCCAUGUAUCAUGUGUUCAUUCAAGACGUGUUACUGGAAACCAAUGGCUGACCAUAUGAGACGACGUCAUGGCUCUAAGAGAUAUUGCAUCAAGUGCAAUAAUUUCAUGGCAAGUUCCAGGUUUUAUACCCAUAAUUGCACCAGACGAGGCAUCAAUAAAAAUCGGAAGCAGAUAUGUCUGAUCUGCUCUCGACUGGCUAGCAGUGCCUUAGAAUUGAUCAAACAUUACAGAGUCAGUCAUAGAACUGAUAUUGAGAAACACUGUCACAGCAAUUCACUAUACAGGAGUGUGAGGUCGCAGAAAAUAUUCGUGUGUAAAGGUUGCGGUACAUUGGAAUACUCGGAGCAGAACAUGCUGAUCCAUAUAAGAAAGUUGCACUUCUGUGAACUCAAUAAGAAUAAAGAGCAACAGAGCCAGGGAGUGCAAAAAAAGGAACCUGUUUGUGUGUGUCCAGUGUGCCUUUUUCAUUUUCCAGAGGAAGAACAUUUGAAAUAUCACAUUAAUAUUUUUCACAGUGGCAAGCGCGAUGAUAGAGGUACUGUUGAGUGCAGUUUGUGUGACAACACCUUUACUUCUAGUGAUGAGUUGUUUAAUCACUAUAAAACUCAUACACCAAAUGUCAAAUACAGGUGUGUACUCUGUGCACAGCACAACGAGCCUAUGAAUUCACUGGAGGAGGUGCAGCGUCACAGAGAAAUCUUCCAUCCUGUGAACAAGCAUGUGGAAGCCUUACUUUUGUGUCCUGAGCCAGAGUGUCAGGAGACCUUCCACGAAGACAUAGACUUUGUGCUUCACACAAUCCGACAUCAAAUAGGAACCAAAUACAGCCAUACUUGUGCCAAGUGUGAUUUCUCUACCUCUUCCGAGAUCUUGCUGGCAAAGCAUGAAUCAAAAUUUCACUAUGAAUCUGAAAAGAGGUGUCAUUUCUGCACAAAGCGCUUCAAAAUGCCAGAACACUUAACAAAACAUAUGUUGUUACAUAAAACAAUGGAAAAAAGUACCAGUGGCAGUGACACAACAUUUAUUUGUGAUCGUUGUGGGCAAAUAAAUACAAGUGCCAAAAAGCACAGACGUCACAUGAGCAAACACAAGGAAAAGGACCGCAAUGAGGAGACGCCAUGUAAAGUGUGCGGAGAGGUUUUCGUUUCAGCCACAAACGCAGCCAAACAUAUGUUCAAGUGUCAUCCAGAAGAGGAACAUAAUUUACAGUUGCCGAUCUACCCAUGUGCUUAUUGUGACUAUGUCAGUUUGUAUCGCGGUGACUACCGGCGUCACAUGUCAACUCACAAGAGAACCAAUCAUUUUGUUUGUAAAAUAUGUGACAGGGGCUUCAAGGACAGACCAGGUCUUAGAAGCCACUUAAAACUUCACAAACAAGGACGAAAUCACAGGAAAUUCAGGUGUUUUGCCUGCCAUCUGGACAGAGAUGGGAUUAGAAUGAAAAGUCACCUGACCACUGAGAAUCACAAAAUGAAUUGUAAAUUGGCUGGCAUCAAUCUGGACGAUUACAAUAAUGACCUACUGAAUUUGUUCCCAUCCAAAGGAGAGGCUCUGAAACUCCCAAGGAAAGAUUUAAUCCAGAAGUCCUAUAUCGACCAGUGUGAAAAGGUUCACAAAGAGCACUGUAAGAGAGCAUCUCUUCUAAUGGUGGAAGAAAAGUCCUACACAGUAGUAACUCCAGAUGGCGAUGAAAUUCAGCUGGAUAUGCCCUCAAAAAAUCCCAAAUGUGAGGAAUGCGGAUUGUUGUUCAAGUCUGUGGAGGAUCUAGAGGAGCACAGAGAACAUGUCCGAUUGUUAGAGCUGUCAGCCAAUAGAAACUACUGCCUCUGCGAGGUCUGUGAUGUCCAUUUUUUUGAUAGAAUAGGUGCGGCCAAGCAUGCAACCUUGAAAGACCACAUCGAAAAAUGUCGCCUGAAGGGCGUGGAACCCGAUGAUAUUUUGAAAAAGAAUAACAUUUCUAAAGAUGUUUCUUUCGAGAAGAGAAAAGAAAUGCCAAAACACGGAUAUAGGUGCACGGUUUGUGAUGCGUAUUUUGCUUCUAGAGAUAAGAAGGCGGUUCAUAUUACCAAGGACAUUCAUGUUCAGAAGUGCCAGGAGUUAGGGUUGGAUCCUGCUGAUGAUCAUUUUGAAGAUUUAACAGAACCCAGCAAUGAAGAGAAAUUGCCAAAUAAACAUGAUAAAGAAAGAAAGAAAAUAAGUAGAAUUGAAAAAGCAAUCAGCAAGCGAAAGAAACUGAAACUGGACAGCAUAGAACUCAUGGGUGUACAGGUACCAAGACUGAUUUCAUUUGAAUGUUUAGUGUGCGGUGUUAUGUUGGCAGGCAGAAUUCAGGGCAUUGAUCAUUUGAACACAACAAUACAUAGAGAAAAAUGUUCCAGUUUAGGCAUACAGUCUACUCCGGGUAAUCUUGGAGUAAGGGUAUCUGAUGUCAAGUCAGUAGUGGGGAAAUCUUUACCACAGAUCUUGGGAGUAGCAACAGACACAGUUUUCCCCAUUUCGAAUGAGGAAAGAGGAGUCUAUGUGCGCCAGAUUGUGGAGGCAGAAAUGGCAACAAAGAAUUUUUCAAAAAUGAAAUACCGUAUUCUGAAAAUUCGACCCGAUUCCAAUGAUGCAGAAGUUGUAGUGGCAGAACUGCGAGAUGAGGAAAUGGACACAAUGCAACAGUCUGCAGAAGUGCCACCAGAGUCCAUAACAGCAGAAGUCAACUAUAAUCUCCCACAGACAGCUGAAGAUGAGACUUCAUACAGCGCGCAGAAACUUUCUUACCUUAUUGAAUCUUUAAGUAACUCUAUAACGUCUGAUACCCAAUCAUCAGUGCAGCAAGGUCCUACAGUUCCAUUGUCUACUCCAUCACCCAAACAAAGCAUUCUAUACAAACCAAGGUCAGCAUUGAAAAGCACUUCAGGUAAAAAAGGGAUUUCAAAGAAAGGUAAUGUUUUAAAGCCAUCCAAAAAACAACAAAAGAAGUCUGCAUCUUCCAAUGAAGUUGCAGUAGAAUCAGCAAUGGAAGUGGACCAGAUUUUCUAUCAAGGUGUUGCAGGGGUAAAUGAAAUUGAAAUAUCUGAGGACAUUGACUUUGAGACUGUCAGUUUUGAAUCAUUUUGAUUCAUUUUAAGUAGACUGAGCUUUGAAUUUUUUUAAGUGUUAGUGACAGUGAGUUGAAUCUUUUUAGAAGAUUCAUUUUAAGUAGUUACUCUUUUUGUGUUAUUCUUUUAAUGUAUGUGGUUUGACACAUGAAGUUAUUUUUUGGAAUAUUACUUAUUAAAGAUUUAUUCAUAUUGA